CCGCCGCCGCGCUGGAAGCUGCGGAUUAUAAAUAGCGGCUCAGCCGAGCGGCACACGCACGUACCGGGGGAAAGUGCCACGCAGGUCGCGCCGCCGCCGGGCAGAAACGAGAGAGGAAUGGUGCUGACUGAAAGGAAAUCUGCUCUUUCUAAUGAAAAAUAAGAGUUCUGAAGCCUCCGAAGUGGUAAUCCUGGAGUGGUGCUGGGCUCUGGAGUUCAAGAGUAAAACAGAUGUUUCAAUAAUUCUCACUGAAUUUCAGAGUGGAGAACCAGAUCCUUACCCUGAAGCUGCAUCAAAAGUAGACUGUGAAUCUUGGUCUGUGGCACUGGAAGAGGCAAACUCAAAGUUUGAGGAAUAAAAUUCAUCAGCUCUGGAGGUUGAUCAUGGAGGUCAAAGAGGAGAGAGCAUCAGAUGAAGCACAACAGUUUCUCCCUUCAUCACAAAUAGACAGUCUAGGAGAGCCACAGCUUACGAGUAUUCAGAGAAUUGCAAAUGAGCCAAAACUGGAGUUCAGUCUUGCAUGCAAGGAUCUAGUGGCUGCUACCCGUGAUCGGAAGCUGAAUACGUUUAUACAAGUCUCAGUGGUACAUCCAGCAGAGCACGUUUUGACGAGAUAUUCGAGUACUGAAAUCGUGGAGGGAACAAGAGAUCCACUGUUUCUGACUGGUGUGACAUUCCCACCGGAAUACCCCAUCUAUGAAGAGACUAAAAUAAAACUCACAGUCUAUGAUGUCAAAGAUAAAUCUCAAGACACGGUCCACACCACUCUCCUACCUGAUCACAAGGAGACAAGAGCAGAUGUUGGACGAAGCUUCCUGGGCUGUACAACUUUUACAGUAGGAGACUUGGUGAGGUCGAAGGAACAACAGUUGACCCUUACCCUCAGAACUUCUGAUGGUGGAAAGACAGUUGGUACUAUUGAAGUCAAUCUUGUGAAGAUGGGAGAGCUAGAAGAUGGGGAACCAGGACACAUCACAACAGAUUCACAGGAUCAAAAGUUCCUCUGUUUUCUGCCAUUGAAGUCCCAUUCACGUGGAUUUUUAAGUGCAGCCAGUGCCCACAAUACUGAAAACCUGGAAAGAAUGGCAGACAGGCAAUCCAAAGAAGAGGUGAACCCCCCCUUAAAAAGGGACAGAUUCAGCUGCAUUUCAAGGGAGCAUAAAAUGUGUGCAUUGGUUCGUGAGUGUACAGAACCCGAAGGUGUAAGUGGUAAAGACAACUUGCCUUCAUUAAAUGCAGUGUUAAAAAACCCAAUCUGUAAGUUGUACAGAUUUCCUACUUCUGACAACAAGUGGAUGCGAAUCCGGGAACAGAUGGCUGAGACCAUCCUCUCCUUCCAUGUUCCUAAAGAACUGAUCAAUCUGCACAUAAAGGAGGAUAUGAGAAGGAAUCAGGAACUUAAAGACUUGGGAGAACUUGCACCUCACUGGGACAAUAUGCGUAAAAGUGUUAUUGCUCACUGUGACCAGAUGUUGAGCAUGUAUCAGGAUACUCUUGCAGAGCUUGGAAAGCAUACAGGUUCUUCCUUCAAGUCAAGCUGUAGCAAAGGAGAAAAAACAUUAGAAUUCAUCCCAAUAAAUCUCCAUCUGCAGAGAAUGCAUGUGCAUGGUCCUCGAUUGAAAGAUGCUCAGUAUGAUGUAAUCACUGUGGGAGCCCCGGCAGCACAUUUCCAGGGAUUUAAGAAUGGUGGUCUCCGAAAACUGCUGAGUAAAUUUGAGGCAGAAAGGCGAAAUACUGGAUACCAGUGUAUUUACUAUUCACCUGAAAAUACAGCUAAAGCAAAAGAAGUUCUCAGCAACAUCAAUCAUCUACAACCUCUCAUAUCAAGCCAUGCAGACCUUCUGCUUAAUUCUGCAAGCCAGCGUUCUCCAGACAGCUUGAAAAACUCUUUAAAGAUGCUUUCAGAAAAAACAGAGUUGUUUGUGCAUGCAUUUAAGGAUCAGCUGGUCAGAAGUGCCCUUUUAGCACUAUAUACAGCCCGACCUGGCUGUGUCCUCAAGAAACCAGCUGUGCCUAGAAACAGUGCAGAAGAGGGGGAUGACCUAAAGCAUCAGGAUCAUCCAUCUCAGGUUAAAAGACAGGACUCUAUACCCCAUCAUUCUGAGUAUGAUGAGGAAGAGUGGGACAGGGUGUGGGCCAAUGUGGGGAAGAGUUUAAACUGUGUUAUUGCCAUGGUGGACAAACUACUUGAAAAAGACAACAGCAGCAACAUUAAAGAAGGUGAAAUUGACCCUUCAGCCGCAGAUUGCAAGCAUGCAGGCAGUGACUGGUAUGAGCAGCUUUAUCCCCUGGUGAUUACACUGAAGGAUUGCAUGGGAGAGGUGGUCACUAGGGCAAAGCAGUCCAUGGCGUUUGUUCUGCUCCAGGAGCUUGCCUGUGGUUUGCCACAAUGUUUGAUGCUGACCCUAAGGAGAGACAUUGUCUUUAGUCAAGCACUUGCUGGAUUGGUCUGUGGGUUUAUAAUCAAGCUGCACACAUGUUUACAUGAUCAAGGAUUUUUACAACAGCUUCAUACUGUUGGAUUACUUGUGCAAUAUGAAGGACUCCUAAGCACAUAUAGUGAAGAAGCAGGGAUGCUCGAAGACAUGGCUGUGGGAAUUUCAGAUCUGCAGAAAGUAAUGUUUAAAGUCAUUGAAGCCAAAUCAGAAGACUUUUUGCCUAUUAUAACUGGGAGGCGUGAACAUUAUGUCAUAGAGGUCCAGCUUCCAGCAAAGAUGUUUGAGUUGCUACCACAGGAGAUUAAAGAAGGAAAGCUACUACGCAUGUAUCCAGUACUCUUUAAUGUUGGAAUCAAUGAACAGCAAACACUUGCAGAGAGGUUUGGAGAUACCACUUUGCAAGAAAACAUUAAUCAAGAAAACUUAGAACUUCUAAAAGAAUAUUACAAUCUGUUUACGGAAAAAAUGCCUCCUGAUUGUCUACCACAUUUUCAAGAACAAAAUGAUUUAAAGGGAUUGCUAGAAAAUCUUCAUCAAAAUAUCCAGGCCAAAAAAAGGAAGAAUGUAGAAAUCAUGUGGCUGGCUGCAACGAUUUGCCGUAAGCUGAAUGGAGUCCGCUUCACCUGUUGCAAAAGUGCCAAAGACCGGACAUCCAUGUCAGUGACAUUGGAGCAGUGCUCCAUCUUGAGGGACGAGCAUCAGCUUCACAAAGACUUCUUUAUUCGGGCACUGGAUUGUAUGAGAAGAGAAGGAUGCCGCAUAGAGAAUGUACUGAAGAAUGUCAAAUGCAGAAAGUAUGCAUUCAACAUGAUACAGCUGAUGGCUUUCCCAAAGUACUACAGACCUCCAGAAGGGACAUAUGGAAAAACUGACACCUAAGUUUAACAAAAAUGUAAUCAGGAACAUAUACCAUGCUAAUUAGUGAAUAUAAAAAUUGCUGUUUAUGACUUAAUAAUUUGGAAUGUGUAACCAGUUGAGGUGUUAUUUUAUGAGGUUUAACAUUUUAAAAGUAACAACAGUUAGUCAUCAUGAAAUAAAAUACUGGUGAUUUAGAUAUUCUCAAAACCAAAUACAUUCAACUUAUCUUUGUGAACUUGAAGCUCAGCAUGACUCAACAACAAGUGGGAAUUAGGUCUUGGGGCAGCUUGAUGGAAGAUUAAAAAGGGAAAUGUCAUUUGCAGUAGGAACUGAUGUUAUCAGUCUGUAGGGGAACAUUCUGACUCUGAACCAAAGCCUGAGAUGCGAAUUAAGGGAUCUCUUCCUGCCAGAAAUGAUGUUUUCUGGUACUGGCAAAGCACUGAGGUCAUGAUCAGUAAUAAUUAAAUCCUCCAUGGAUUUUUUCAUGAAAGACGCAACUCUUAAUACCUAGGCUAAAUACUAUGUUGGUUAUUACGUUUGUCUUCUUUAUUAUAAGCAUGGGAACUUCACAAUAUAUUUUUAGUAAUUACUACCUGUAAUUUUGGUAAUUGAGUUCUGGUUUAUUGCAGUUCAUUCGGAUGUAUCUUUCUUGGCUUUCUGAACCUGAGCCAAAUACAAACUUGUUUCACUUAAUCUUGCACAUAAAUGACACUGAAAUCAGAGGGAUUGGCCGUGCUAGGCAGGGGGGUUGGAACUACAUGAUCCUUGAGGUCCCUUCCAACCUGGGUCAUUCUGUGAUUCUGUGGAUUAGUUCUUCAACUAAGGCAACUUAUAUCUAACCUGCCAUGUUCCUGUUCACAGUAAAACCUUAAAACUAAAUUUUCCUCAACAACAGGUAAAAUGACUUGUAUAUAUGGGCAUUAAUAUAUUGUUUGCCUAUAGAAAUGUGUUUUUAUCAAGUCUGAGAGAAAUGUUAUGAUUACAGUAACCUCUUGUAUUAGGACUAGUUAGCUUUUGCAGCUGAUUUAUAAGAAAUUUGCAAUGCUGCAUGUAGAUGCUGUAGGAUAAAGAACAACUACGAGCUUUAAAAGUGAAUGUUAAUGCAUCUGCCAACUUGUGUUAGUCUUGAAAUGUGUUUUGCAAAUAAUGUUUGUGUUUUCUAAUUUUCUCUAUUUUUCUCUAUUUAUUGCAUUCUUCUGCCCCGCCCCCUCCCCCCCCAAGAGAAAUACAGUUAACAAAAAGCAGGUGUCCACUGGUUACUAACCUUAGUGUGAUGUGUUUAUUUUAAGAAAACAGUAUCUAGAGCAGAAGUGUAAGGAUUCUACCCAAAUUAAACUGCACUGGAAAUCUGAGUAUUGGUAGGAAAUUGUUGCUAUGGAUAAAGUGAUAAAUGUUUGCUUGCUUCUAUGGAAGUCCAAGAUCUUGAUGCAUAGUGAAUUACAAUUUGGUCUUUCACAUCUGUUAAGACCUGUUACUGGGUAUAAAUCCGUAACUGUACUAGUAAAAAAAUACUUGCUUAAGCACCUGAUUGUUCAAGAUCUAUUUGGUAGGUUACGUAGAAAUUAUCUAUUGUGCAUAGAAUUAAACCCCUUUUGUAUAUUUUCAAGAUGAGGCUUUGGAACGUGUAGAAGUAUGUCAGGAUGGGAUCUUCAUUUUAAUGCACUGACUUCAGUGAAGCCAAGAAUUCACCUACACAACAUAUUUUCCUAAUCGGAGCAUUUUUUCUAAGUGAAGUAGUUUGUUCAAAAAGGACUUCUGUACAGUUGUUGUCUAUUCAUAUUAAGUCUCCGUUAGAAUAUUGUUUCAUGAAUGACUUCUUUCCUCUUCUAGAAUGUACUGUACAACAGUAGGUGCCAGAAGAGCUAUCAGUGCAUUAUAGGCAGAUGAUAAUACAAUGCUAUGACUUUUCCUGUCAUGUACCAGUAGGCACUACUCGGUGCAUGGGUAGAUGUGCGGAUAAAAUUGUGUGCAUUUAAAUAUUACACAGCUGGUCUGCACAAAAUUUUAUUUGCAGGUUUAUGGAGCAUAAAUAUUCCUAGGAAAGUACUGUUCUGUUCUGUCAGUCUGACUGCUACUCUAUACCUCACUCCAUUCCAGCUGUGUUUAUUACUAACUUACAGAAACAUUACAUGUACAGCAGAGAAAAAGCGGUAACUUCUUUAGGCACCUCUGAAAUAAUCCCAGUGACACACAGUACAAAUGAUGGCCUUCCUAAAGAGAUUCUGAAACUGCCUGUGAAAUUCUAGGCAAAGACAGUAUUCACUUGUGGGUACUUUUGUUUCUUACAGUUCUUUAUCUCAGCCCCAUGGGAAUUCUGUCAAAUUCAAAAUAUGAAAAACUAUAGAUUUCUUUUUUAUUAAGAAAACAGUCUUUCAAGAUCUUGCCUCGGCAUUUAAUCUUGCUAGAGUUCUAAAUUGUUUUGACUAUAACGUUACCUUUAUAUUUAAAAUGUUUUCAUCAAUGAAGCCAAAAACCUGAACAUUGCAGUUCUUUUUAUGGUAAUGUUGCACACGCAACAUGCUUCACUGGGCUUGGCCCAUUACAGAAGAGCAGGUUGGGUUUUGAUUUGAAUAAGGCUGAACUUUUUCAUGCCUGUGUUUUCACUGAAAUGUCGUGUUGUAGGUCGGUCACUAAGACUAUUUUAAAACCUGACACAAUUCCAAGCAUCCUGGAAGAGCUUUAUUGCUUCUGUUCUGAAGGAGGCUCAACUACGUUUUGUCGUUGCCUGCCAUGUGUCUGCAGCAGUUUAGUCAGUCAGUCUGUCUUGUCAAAACAGAGUUGUCAGUUAAUCAUGGAUUCACAACUUGUGUUUUUCUGGUUUGUCUUUUAUAAAGAAACAAAGAUCUUCUUGCUACAGGUUGACAGUUUAAUUGAAGUAUAUUCACUCUGUAGAGAAGACAUUUUAAGUCAUGUCUGUCUCUUGAAUGCUCAACAGAGGAGCUGAAUCAUCCCAAGGUUUACCUUACAUGAAUCCUUGUAUAUCAAUGAAUUAUGCAGAAGCAGAAUUCAGCAAAUAAAUUUUCAUUAGAAAGCUGCACUGUUUGCACAGAGUUAAGGGAAACAUGCUCAUUUAACAGCAUAUGUAUGGGAAGUGUUCCAUAUCUGCUUGACUUAAAAUUAAAAUACUUAUUUCUCAUAGAUGAUUAUAUUACUGUUAGAAUUAAUACCGAACGUGUAUAGGCUUGACAUGAUUAUGCAGUCAGAUCUUCUUGCUUCUGAAGUCUUCUUUUGAGGAAUUUUUAAUAUGUUUUUAUUACAGUUUAUACUUCAGCUUUUAUGGAGCAAUUAGGAAACAAGUUUUUAAUUGUUACCUGAUUUUGCUGUUGUGUAUUUGUGCAUUUUAGUGGAAUACAGAAAAAUAGAUGUGUUAAGAGGAACAAAAUAUAUAACAGGAUAGCUGAAAGAGACAAAGUGUUACCUGGGAAAGAGCCUUAAUGUUGCUAAGAACUAACAAUUCUUAGUUUUUGUACUGUUCAAAUUUUGGCAUUUUUCUUAGUAAAAUAAGGAAAUUAAUACUUUGUCUAAAACAAUCAAUCAGGGUUAAAGUUCACUGGUUGUAAGUGAUCUAAAGUCUACUGGUAUUUUAAAUAAUCACUAAGAAUUUAGGUACAAAGUGGAAUGUUUUAAUUAGAAGCUCUCUGCAUAUUAUGCCUAUUUUGACUUCCUGAAAAUAAGCUUAUUCUUAUUUGUAUUUUUAUCACAAGUUCCACGAAAUGCUAUGGCCAAUUUAUGAAGAGCGGGAAAUGCACUUAACAACAACAGGUAGAAGAUAUAAAUUGCAUUAAAAACUGUGCAGCAAAAUUACUUGUGUGAAUUAAUAUUUGUAAUCAAUUAAUAGACUUAAACGUAUAUUGUGUGAGUUGGCUAUGUUAUAAACUUGAAACAAUGAUAUCUUUGUAUUUAUGCUUUGUUAUUGUAAAAGGGAAACGUUCUGUACAGGCAAUGCCAUGAGACAUGAAUUUGCUUCUUACCUGUCACUUAUUUGNUAAGAAGAUAUGUUUGCAUUCAAAAUGCAUUAACUAAAUUUACAACUUUUUAAAACACAAUCUUAGCUUGUAAAUUGGACAUUAAAAAGCAAAAACUCACAGAACUGCAUUUAAAAACAAGCAAACCAAAACCAGACUUCAGUCUCCAGAAUGUUGAAGUUUUUCCUUACUCAUGCAACCUGUGAACUGCUGUGGUGCUCGAGCGUUCAGCUUAUGCUCUGCUGCAUUCAAGUGCUUCAUUCUCUUAUUGUCAUCUGAAUAAGUAACAUGCCACAACAGUAAAUUUCAGCAUAAUACUUAUGAUUCAAGGUGAAAAUUUUUGAUUUGCUCAAGAAGGAGAAAAAGUAGCAAUUUAAUAAUUCAGAAUUAAAUAAUAAUAAUAAUUAAAAAAUAGAAGAAAUUUGUUAACCAAUGUACCCAUAUUCCAAAGAGCAGAAGCAGAAAACAUGGGAUUUGUGUGCUAACAGGGAAUAAGAUUCAUGAUAGAAAUCUGAGUGUAAUACCUGAGUGCUCAGAAUCCAGGGUUUGGAAUGGUGAGAUUUGGGGCAGUGCUGCUUGAAGUUGGAUUUCCAACUGCAGUGUUCUGUAUUCUUUCCAUCUGUCUUGCAAAGGGCUUUAAAAGUUUGUAGCAACUCUGUUUUGUUUAUGAAGUGUCCAGCUUCAAAUUUUCUAAAAUCCCAAGUUAUUUUGAUACCUGUUUUCAUUUGGUGUAGCUGUUCCUUGUAAUGUUCACCUCUCACACUCUCGUGCACAUGGGGCUCAUGAUGGCAUUAGCAGGACUUCAGUCCAGGUUGUGUGCAUGUGUUCAGAGAAAUAAAGCACAACUAAGCAAUUCAAUCCUCUUUAUACAUCAGGAUUUAGCAUUUUUGUUUCAUUGCUGUCUGUAAGCCAUGCUCAUUGUACACUGUGUGUAUAUUUUUAUUUAAAUAAAUGUGAUAUUUAUUUUUUAUGUUUCUGA
This is a messenger RNA of Coturnix japonica (Japanese quail), 8240 nucleotides long. RefSeq names its product inositol polyphosphate-4-phosphatase type II B (gene INPP4B). NCBI's taxonomy places the organism in Eukaryota, Metazoa, Chordata, Aves, Galliformes, Phasianidae. Gene Ontology annotation, cellular component: cytoplasm. Gene Ontology annotation, molecular function: phosphatidylinositol-3,4-bisphosphate 4-phosphatase activity. The record is from RefSeq and is a predicted model, not a curated record.